Molecule: messenger RNA, 1596 nt
Organism: Pseudozyma hubeiensis SY62
Lineage: Eukaryota; Fungi; Basidiomycota; Ustilaginomycetes; Ustilaginales; Ustilaginaceae
Exons: 1
Coding region: 1-1596 (531 amino acids)
Source: RefSeq, a predicted model, not a curated record
AUGUCAUCAGCGACAGUGAAACCGCCGCCAGAGCUAGAGGUGCUCACCUUUCUCUCGGAUCCCAACGCUCAGGUUCGACAGGUUGCGCUCAACAACAUCGUAGGCUUCAGCGCAAAGGAUAGCCCGCACCGCUCUCUGCUCAUCUCAAAGCACAAGAAUCGUGAUGGCUCACCGCUUCUCGGCCGCGACGGUAAAGAGGUAGACACCGUCGAAGAUCUCAAGAGGCUCUGUCAAGAUCAGCCCAUCACCGCCCACGAUGCUUUCAGCGCACUGAUCAACAUCUCCGACAGCCUCGUCUUGGCACGCAAGAUUGGCGACAAAGACUUCCUCGAAUUCCUCGUCCGAUACAUCGCCGACCCGGUCUCUUUGCUCGCCGACCUCGCAUGCAUGCUUCUGUCCAACCUUACAAAACUGGAAUCUAUCUGCGCAAUCCUGCUCGACCUGCAGGUCCAGGCUCGUCCUUUCUACAGCUUCAUGGCAUCAGAAGAGAUGGAAGGCGCCCUCAACGGCAUGGACGUGGAGCCCAAUGAUCCAGAGUUCGCUGCCAAGAAGGCAAAAGCGGAAGCUUACGCAAAGAAGGUGGCAGAGCAGGCGAAAAAGAUGGACGAAAAGGUCCCCGCCAUGGCUAGGCUCUUGGAUGCUUUCGAGGAGGGCGCCACCGCUGCUUCGCAAGGGAGCGAUCUCGAAUCCAUGAAGCAGCGGGCCAAGGACGCCGCCACCAAAGCCGAGGCAGACGAGCGUCAAGAAGCCGAAAGAGUCGAACGAGGACCAGACGGAAGGCCAAGGAUCAAGCGCAAGACCAACUGCAACUUCUUGGCGAGCGUCUUCGCCAACGUCACCGUCCUGCCACGAGGCAGGGAUUGGUUCGUCACACCAUUGUCUGCGUCUUCGGCUGCCGCGUCAGUCAUAGCUCAGGCGGCGCUGGCUCGAGGUGCCGCCGACCAAGGUGUUGCGCCGGCUGCCACAGAAUAUCCUGUUGCCCGCAUCAUGGCUUUCACCGAGCAUCCCAACUUGAUUCGUAGGGGAGGCGUCAUCAGCACGCUAAAAAACGUCCUCUUUGUCAAGUCGGCUCACAAGCUCCUUGUGGCACCACCUCCCGUGCGCGACGGUGAAGAUGAAAUGCUCGCCGGUGCACUUCGUGCCACGACCCGACCACCGUCUUCCGUCGAUAUCCUGCCGUACCUCUUGCUUCCGCUUUGCGACGGCAAAAAACUCGCCGAGGUCGAUCUCGAAGACCAGGAAGAGCUUCCCGAGGAAUGCCAAAUGCUGCCAGAGGACAAGAAGCGCGAGAAGGACCCCGCGCUGCGACACAUGCUUAUCGAAUCUCUCCUCCUUCUUUGCACCAAUAUCUAUGGCCGACAGUGCUUGCGCGCAAGAGGGGCCUAUGUGGUUGUGAGAUCAGCGCACCUCGUCGAGGCGGACGAGAAGAUUGCCGAGUCAGUGCUCAGAUUGGUCAACAUUCUCAAGAGGGACGAGUCGGCUGCAACAGCUCAGGACCUGCAAGACGAUGCCGAGGCAACUCAGCAGGACGUCGGCGCCGAGGCACAAGAGGAUGACGACUCCGAUGAUGAAGACCUGCAAAUCGAAGAGCUCUGA